AUGUCUCGAUUACGUCAAACAAGAGGAUCAGACUCAGAGCUGGCCUAUGCUUCUCCGGCUUCUCCAUUCUGGACCGAGGUCGAGGUCAUUGAAGAUGAGAACCAACGGAACGAGCCUGGGCGUAUGGGAAAUGACGGACGCAAACGAAGAUACCGCGGUUACGCCGACGACAAAGGUGAUACUGUCGAUGGAUUCAUCACAGAAGUUGACCGAGCAGAUGGCCCAUACCUAUGCUCGAUUCCCAUCGAAACAACCCCUGACUUUCGUCCACGCUCCCUCACUGCGCGUGUUUGGAUACCGAGGCCGCGUAUCAUUCAACGAAUUGAAGACAUUCUACAGGAAUUUGGAGUCGAAUAUUCGCAGCCUCCCAAGUUCGUGGGUAGACAAUCUGUCUUAAACCCAGAGCAUGUACCAACUUUCACUUGCGUUGUUUUUUGUGUCGGGAAUAGUUCUCAGUGGCUUGGUGCAGCGAAAAAGAUCUUGAAGCUCAUUAGAGAGGAUGAACAAUUGACUGAGGCUUCUGUGGAACUAUUGAAUCCUUCGUUAAACUAUGCUCCGGUCGAAAACGCACGAAUAUUACAAGUCCCAGAAUCCAUGGAAAUGGACCUCAACAAGGAAUUCGCUAACAUAGUCGGAUAUGGAACUGGUACGCGCACGAAGGGCCAUUUAAUUUCCUGCCUGACUUCAUGUUGGAUCGUCGACGAGUCACGGACAAGUUGA
Messenger RNA from Penicillium angulare, 720 nucleotides. RefSeq lists its product as uncharacterized. Lineage: Eukaryota; Fungi; Ascomycota; Eurotiomycetes; Eurotiales; Aspergillaceae. The transcript has 3 exons. The coding region runs from base 1 to 720 and encodes 239 amino acids. The record is from RefSeq and is a predicted model, not a curated record.